AUUGUAAUAGUUUUCUUAAAUGUAACGUAAUUGACAAAAUAUGUUUAACAUUGUUAUUAGAUGUUGUUUUAUGACCAGCACUUUGCAUUUUUAAAUAUUCGGGAAAUUGGUGUGCGUGUAAGAUAUGCGCAAAGUAACGCAGGCUCCUCGGAAAGAAUCUUCCAAGAUGGCUGACACUUGUUGGUCAAUUUCGCUUUGACCGAGACUUUUCGAACGAAAACAGUGCCUUAAACCGUCGUAAUUAUUGUAAACGUGAACGUGAGUGAAUGUGAAGUGAUUAUAUUUUAUUUACACAAAAAAAAUUGUGCUCUGUAAUAAUGCAUGAUCGAGGAAAUACGAAAAAUGUGUGUUUUGGUUAUCAUUGUUUGUUCUGUUUGUGUUUAUUCGUGUAGUUAUUUAAAAUAUUGUGUACAUAAUGGAUAACACAACGCCUACAAUAAAUGAAAGGACUUGUAAUAAAAACGUCAACGGUUCAGUGAGGCGGCCUCUUCCCGUUCACGGUGGUUCCUCUCCCUCGGGAGCUGCGACCACUGCCAGCGGGGUAAGUGGCCGUCCUCACACGUUGGACUCAUCGCCGACCAAUGCUCCAGCCGCAAGUCCUGGUAGCCGCUCGCAGAUUGUGACGGUCAUUGUCAUGAAGGACGAAAAGGGCUAUGGCAUGAAAGUGUCUGGGGAUUAUCCUGUUUAUGUACAAAGCGUUAAACCAGGUGGUGCGGCUGAAAAGGCUGGUUUACGACGAGACGAUAAGAUUAUUAAGGUCAAUGGAAUAAAUGUCAUGCACUCUACCCACUACGAUGUCGUCGAGCUUAUAAAAAAAUCAAAUCAAGUUGUCUUGACCGUACAGCAGAGGGCGGGAGCUCAUAAAGAGAUGGGGUCUCCAAGUUUUGUCCAGACAUCUCGACCGCUUACCACCCCCGCCUCUCAAAGAAUUACCGGACCCCAACCAGUUGAUCACGAAAAGCAGUAUCAGCUGCAGUUGGAACGGGAACAGCAAAUUAGACUGAUGAUUGAGAAGGAGCAAAGGUUUAUUGACCAAUUAAGAAGCGAGAUAGCGAUCGCUCCGAACGAGAAGAAAGCCGAAAAAUUACUGAAGGCCGAGAGCAAUCUCCAGAAGCUUCAGUCUAUCCUGCAUCCUCAAGUUAAAUCGCAAAAUGAGCAGUCCCCGUCAACCACUCAUUCAUUCAGUAAACUAGAUGACACUCCCCCACCUUUACCAAAGUCUCCCCCGCCCCACCUUUUGAAUCGUUCUUUUACAACUCACCCCCCAAAGUUGCACAAGAUGUCGCAAAGUCUCACCCGGUCGCCCGAUUUCGUGUCCGAUAACGACUUCAGUGACGCGCCCCCGCCCCUACCGAAACGUAACAAUCGCCCCCCCGACACUUCCUCUAUAAAUUCAAUCGAUAACAAACGAACAUCGUAUGUGAACAGUAAGGCGAUGUCGAAAAGUUUAAAUUCGAAAAUACCGCGUAAAUCGUCGUCAAAAAUGGUCAAAUCGAAUUCGGAUCCGAGCGAUGGGCACAUGGUGGAGAACCUCCUUUAUUCCAUUGAUCCUUCCGUCCCACCUCCCCUGCCCCCCCGAGCUCCGGUAAGCGAUCCUUCCGGAACUCAGGACGCAGACGCUGCUAAUUCACUUAGUAAACAAAUGUUGUAUCCACUUGUGGCGACAUGCACUCCACUUAUUAACAACUGUUCUUCCAAUCAUACACAUCAUCGCACAAAAUCCAGUCCGGAUUCCUUGUGUAUGCUAACACCGGCGGAAGCCUCAAAGAGGCUCAUAGCUUCCGAAAGCAUGGACAACCUUUCGAGGUCGGAGGGGUGGGAGUCGGCUCCAACGCCUCCAGGCACUCCCCCACCUCCCUAUCCCAGUCCUCUUAACAGCAGAAAGCAGUUCUGUAGUGGGAGCAAUAGAAGCUCUGCUAAUACAGACGAUGGAGAUGGGCCGUUUGAGGAGACAACGGUUGACGUUUCGUCAACCGAUGCGUCUCCUCUAAGAACGGUUGCGACCAGUCCCGGUAACAUGGGACGGGUUAUCGCCAACAGUUCGCCCAUCCAUGCUGCAACGCCACAAACGGCACAGCAACCCAUCAUAAGCAUGGAGGACGACGAAAUAUCCGACCCAGAAGUUGGUCAUUUGGAGGACCACGGUCCGUUCAAAUCCCUCUCACGCCUGUGGGAACACACCCCACAUCUAGCUGUGUUCAUGAACUACGUCCUUUCUAAUUCGGAUCCUAGUAGUUUAUUAUUUUAUUUGAUCACCGACUUGUACAAAGAAGGCAACGCCAAAGAAAUGCGCAAAUGGGCUUUCGAGAUUCACUCCAGCUUUCUCGUACCGGGUGCCCCAUUGCGCCUUAGUAAUGUAGACGAGAACAUAGCCCGAGAAAUAGACGAAAAUUUGAGUAACGAGUUUGAUAAGGAGGAGAUCUUGAGAAAGAUUUUCUGGAAAGCGAGGAACAGAGCCAAAGAGGAACUGACGAGGCAACUGGCUGAUUUUCAGCAAAAAAGGACUGCGGGUCUUGGGACCAUUUUUGGGCCCAGUGAUGCGGCACUCAUCGAAAUCAGUCAAGACAAGACUAAAGAAAUGAAACUUUACGAGAAUAUUUUAUUGGAUAAAUUGGAACCUUAUUUGGAUGAAAUAGAUAGGGAAAAUUAUGAUCCAAGACGUUAUCUGAUGGUGGCAGCUUUGGCAACAGUUAUAACCAGAAUUUUUGGCAUAAGACCACCGGGUCACGCUCUGGAUAGGUGCCCUACAUUCGUUAAUAAAGAAAAAUCGUUUCGUACAAAGUUUAUAGGAAAAUACUCCCGAAAGUUUAAUCAUCAAGGACAUCCGUUUGUCGCGCAACAAUAUUAUACUGUGAUAGUUUGUAAUCAUUGCCACCAAAUAAUUUACGGGAUUGGACCACAGGGAUAUCAAUGCUCAGCAUGCCUAAUCAAUGUACAUAGACUGUGCAUGAAGUUAUACGAAGAUAUAUGCCCUGGUCCUUUCAACAAGAAAAAUCGUGGCAUCGACAAGCUCAUGGACCGCAUUCGACCGGAAAGUAGAGAUCAUAGGAGAAAACAGACUUCCCAGUUUAUCCAAGCGGAAAAAGAAAGACGAUCAGCCGAAGAAAAAGACAGUGGAGUGGAUUUGGACGCAAGUGGAGAAACAAAGCCUGGUCAACCAGUGUCGAGGUCUAGUUCAGAUAGAAGACCGGACUCGGUACGAGAAGAAAGUUCCAAGUCCGGAUCUGAACACCAGAACCACAACGACCAUGACGUCGAAAAUGCCAAUGUUGACAGUACGGUCAGCCUUCCUACCUACACCGGAAACAAGAAAAAGUCAUCAACGAAUAUAAAUCGGUCGGAAAGUGUCAAAGAACAAUCGGAAAAGAGAAAGCAGAGGAGAAAUAUUAGCGAUCCACUUCAUAAUACCUCAAAGGAAAACGAUGACCUAGAUCAACAAGGACUGCCUUACCCUGCUCACUCGGGCAGUUCUUCUAAUUCCAGUCUCUCUUCAAAUAAAUCGUCAGAAAGUCCAAGUACCUCCCUCGAUGCCGUAUCCAGGUUUCCAGACACCCACCCGGCUGGAACGGGAUGGGAUAGUGACAUGGAACUGGAAGCUGACCCUCCCGACUGGCAAAGUUCAGUACCUGAAGACGAACUAGCCGGCCUGCAUCCAUACGAAAAAAAAAGACAAGAUGUUAUCAACGAAAUUUUUCACACAGAAAGGUCACACGUUCGGAAUCUCAGAGUUUUGGAACAUGUAUUUUGUAAACCGUUGCAUUCCUCAAAAAUCCUCAAACAAGAGGACCUCAAUCUCAUCUUUGCGAAUUUGAGUGAACUGUUAGACCUCCACGUUCAGUUUAAUGCCGCUAUGAAGAAUAAACGGAAAGAGGAGUCGAUUGUUGGGGAAUGUGGAGACCUCCUCCUCAAUAUGUUUGACGGUACGACAGGUGAAAACUUCCAAAGAGCUGCUGCCACUUUUUGCGAAAGGCAACAACUGGCGUUAGAGUUUAUCAAAGAAAGGCGAAAAAAAGAUUCCAGGUUCGACAAUUUCCUCUGCGAGUGCGAAAAAAAUAAUUUGUGCAGGAGGUUACCUUUACAAGGAAUUCUUCCCACAGAAAUGCAAAGGUUGUCGAAGUAUCCUUUGCUAUUGGAAAGGCUGAUAGACAGCGAGGAGAAAUUGAAGGAUACAGAUUCCGGCUACACGCAGGCCGAGCUUAACAAGCUCAGGCAGGCACAUGAUCGGUCCAAAGAAAUACUGAACCACGUGAACGAGGCGGCCAAAGUUGCCUUCAACAGAGCCAGGCUCGAGGAGCUGCAGAAGCAUUUAGACACAUCUAUGUUCGAAAAGACUGAUCAUGCUAUUGUUAAUGAAUUUAAGAAUUUAGAUUUAACGAAAUAUAAGUUAAUUCACGAAGGGCCUAUGCACCUGAGGAGACCGAACAAACAGCCCCUGGCUGUCCACGUCGUUCUCUUAGAAGAAGCUGUGAUACUUCUGCAGAAAGAUGCUGAACGCUACGUCCUCAAGUUCUUUCAGGCAGGGACGCCAAACCAGCAGUAUCUCGCACCCGUCAUGAAGACUUCCUCCCUCAUCGUCAGAACCAACGCUGCAUCGAAAAGUUCCUUGUUUGUUGUCAAUACUUCUACGCACAGUCAGAUGUAUGACCUUGUGGCGAAGGACUCUGUAGAAAGGGACAUAUGGUUCAAACACAUAUCAGACGCCGCGGAGGCGUAUAACAAGAGGGAGGGUAAGUCGAAGAGGUCUGAACCUACCCCUGAUGCCGACGAGUCGGAAACUGUGCAAGAUUUACCCAGUACCAAAGACGUUGCCGAAAGGGCCGAACAAGUAUGUGCCACAGAACCCUUAAACGGACUUAAUACACCCGAGUCCAGCCCUGAGGCUGCUGGUGGUAGACUGAGUGAAGAAGAUAAAGAGAAAGGCCAGUCUGAUAGCGAAGGGGUAAUAAAUACAGAUACACCGAUUAUAAAUGGGGCUUCAGUGAAAUUGAGAGCUGAAGAUUGGCCUCUAGUUCAGCCCACUGAAAUACAUGUUGCAGCCCCUCCAGUUCUUACGGCAGAACCUGUACUUACCCCAAUCGAACAAAUCAAGCGUAAAGAUGAAGAAGUUAAAAAGGCCCUUCAAGAGAAGGAAGCUCUCGUAGCAGACCUUUUGAGCAUUCCCAGGGAGUCGUAUUCUGUAAUAGCGGACAUGGCCAGUGAAGAGGCACACAAAAAUACCUCCGAUCCUUCCGAAUUAGUCCUGGCAGCUGUCUAUCAGGCUGGUCAACUUUUGUCAACCAUCAACGAUAGUCUUAAUAUUACGGAUGCGGAUGUCAUAUUGGCUAGGGGAGGAAAACACCCUUCUUGUGCCAGCAACGAAUCAGUGGUCGCGGAACACAAACUACCCCCUGUUCCUUCAAUGCCUGUCAUCAAAGUACAAGAAAUUGCAACCACUCUCAGCUCUCAACUUACUACAUUAUUGAGUGUGGUAAAGCAGCGGGAAGAAGAGAGAGAUAGGUUGAGGAAGGAACUUCAAAGGACGCGGGAACAACUGCACGAAAAAUGCUCCUUGCACGGACCGACCCUUAUCGAACAAAACAGUAUAACCGAAGAAGAGAACGUACAAGCCGGAGACUUGGAAAGAAUAGAGGAAAGUCCAUGCGAAAACAUAACCGACUGAGAAAGCUCUACUACUACUACUAUUACUACUACUACUGUUCGAAACUUGGACUGCUAUUGACAACAAACACCAUUACCAUCACCAAUCGACUUUGUAUAAAUAUUUAAUGAAAAAAAAAAAAGUGGAAACACGACGUAAUGUCGAAACAUUUGUAUUAAAGUAGUCUUUGUUUUAUACUAAAAAAAAAAUGCAUGUAAUUUAUGCA
Agrilus planipennis (emerald ash borer) is the source of this 5864-nucleotide messenger RNA. RefSeq names its product rho guanine nucleotide exchange factor 11. The record is from RefSeq and is a predicted model, not a curated record. NCBI's taxonomy places the organism in Eukaryota, Metazoa, Arthropoda, Insecta, Coleoptera, Buprestidae. Gene Ontology annotation, cellular component: cytoplasm. Gene Ontology annotation, biological process: G protein-coupled receptor signaling pathway. Gene Ontology annotation, molecular function: G protein-coupled receptor binding; guanyl-nucleotide exchange factor activity. The coding region runs from base 416 to 5659 and encodes 1747 amino acids. The transcript is spliced from 31 exons.